AUGUUGGGAAGAAAUCAGCAGAUGACUGUUGCUAAGCAACCACAGGCAGUUUUCCCAACGGUCUUGGAAUCAAAAGGAGAGGAACUCACCAUGAGUGGGGUUUGGGCAGCUCAGGUAUCCCUAUUUUCCUCAGGUCCAAAAUGUUGCCAAGGAAAUGCGGAGAGCCCCUGCUUUCCAGAAAGUAGUGAUGUUGUCAAUAGAGAAGGCUUAGAUCAGCAGGAUUUCCCAGGGAAGUCGGCUCCUCCAGGAGGGAGGGAAAGGCCUCUUUCUCGGGUCUGUGCCUCCGGUUCUGAACGUUCAGCGUCCUGUUUGUCAAGUCCCUUGCGUGGUUUUGAAGUUACACUGUCCUCAGGUAUCUCCUUAGGUGCUUGGCAGGAGGGCAGUGGUCGGAUGAGGAACAUGCAAGGCUGUGUCUCCCUUGGGGUUUAA
Rangifer tarandus platyrhynchus (Svalbard reindeer) is the source of this 429-nucleotide messenger RNA. NCBI's taxonomy places the organism in Eukaryota, Metazoa, Chordata, Mammalia, Artiodactyla, Cervidae. The record is from the annotation of a GenBank genome assembly.